AUGGAAUUCAAUCAAGCACAGUAUGGACAGGCUUUACAGGGCCAGGAACAAAUGGGUGCCACUGUUUUAUGUUGUAACUGUGGUACGCCUAUUGAUGGUUCAGGCGGGUUAGUGAUGUGUUACGAUUGUAUCAAGAUGACUGUCGAUAUCAGCGAAGGUAUUCCAAGAGAGGCAAACGUUUCAUUUUGUAGAAACUGUGAAAGAUUUCUUCAACCUCCGGGUCAGUGGAUUAGAGCAGAUCUAGAAUCUAGAGAACUAUUGGCCAUCUGUUUGCGUCGUUUGAAAGGUUUGACCAAGGUGAGAUUAGUGGAUGCAUCAUUUAUCUGGACAGAACCACAUUCCAGACGUAUCAGAGUGAAACUUACUGUUCAAGGUGAAGCGAUGGCAGGCACCAUCAUUCAACAAACAUUUGAAGUUGAGUAUAUUGUCAUUGCUAUGCAAUGUCCUGACUGUGCCAGAUCCUAUACCACAAAUACAUGGAGGGCUACUGUUCAAAUUAGACAAAAGGUUCCACAUAAGAGAACUUUCCUAUUUUUAGAACAAUUAAUUUUAAAACACAAUGCUCAUGUCGAUACGAUUUCUAUUAGUGAAUCAAGAGAUGGGUUAGAUUUUUUCUAUGCACAAAAGAAUCAUGCAGUUAAAAUGAUUGAUUUCUUAAACUCUGUGGUUCCAAUCAAGUACAAAAAAUCUGAAGAACUUAUUUCUCAAGAUACACAUACAGGUUCGUCUACCUAUAAAUUCUCAUAUUCCGUUGAAAUUGUCCCAAUUUGUAGAGAUGAUUUGGUUGUCUUACCGAAAAAAUUAGCUAAGUCUAUGGGUGAUAUCUCACAAUUUGUCCUCUGUUCCAAGAUUUCGAACACUGUUCAAUUCAUAGAUCCAACUACUUUACAAAUAGCAGAUUUAUCUCCUUCCGUCUAUUGGAGGUAUAAUUUCCCACCAUUAGCCGAUGCUUCUCAAUUAGUUGAGUUCAUCGUUUUAGAUGUUGAAUCUACAGGUAUAAGUAGAGGUAAGAAUGUUCUUGCUGAUGUCUGUGUUGCAAGAGCUUCUGAUCUUGGUGUCAACGACCAAGUAUAUUAUAUUAAAUCUCAUUUAGGUGGUAUUAUCCAUGCUGGUGACACUGUAAUGGGUUACUUCGUCUCCAAUUCCAACUACAAUUCCGACUUAUUUGACGGUCUGCAACUAGAUUACGUUCCUGACGUAGUCCUUGUGAAGAAACUAUACAAGAGAAAGAACAAGAAGAAUAGAAACUGGAAGUUAAAGAGAAUGGCAAGAGAACGUGCUGAUAUCGAUGCAUCUCAAGAUUACAAUGACAGAACACAAAGACAAGAAAUGGAGCGUGCUGAAAGAGAUUAUGAACUCUUCUUGCAAGAAUUGGAAGAAGAUGAAGAAUUGAGACAAAAGAUCAACUUAUACAAGAACCAAAAACAACCAGAAAAUGGUGUACAAAGCACGGUGGACGAUGGUGACGAUGAAGAUGAAGACGCACCAGAAAUUAAUAUCGAUGAAUUAUUAGACGAAUUAGAUGAAAUGACUUUAGAAGACACCCCAAUGGAGGAUUGA
Molecule: messenger RNA, 1560 nt
Organism: Kazachstania africana CBS 2517
Lineage: Eukaryota; Fungi; Ascomycota; Saccharomycetes; Saccharomycetales; Saccharomycetaceae
Gene: NMD3
Product: ribosome-binding protein NMD3
Exons: 1
Coding region: 1-1560 (519 amino acids)
Biological process (GO): ribosomal large subunit export from nucleus
Cellular component (GO): nucleus; cytoplasm
Molecular function (GO): ribosomal large subunit binding
Source: RefSeq, a predicted model, not a curated record